AUGUACCUCCCGUCCCUCUCCCGUCACUUUCUCACCCCUCCCCCUCCCACCCACCACACCACCGUCACACACACACACACACACACGCACACCCACCCCCUCCUCCUUCGUCCGCUCUUCCUGCUCUUCCUCUCCCCGAAGUCCCAGCAACAAAUAAUCCCUGGGAGCUUCGACAGAAUCCAAAAUUUUGAAAGGCUGACGAUCUUCUCCCUCUCUCUCCACGCACCAGCACAGCUUCUCUCCUUCCACUCCAUUCCUCCCACUCCCCAAUCCAUACUUCUCCUUCAACCUCGCCGCUUCUUUCUUCCCUCACACACCGCUCUGCUUGACUCGACUCGACUUCGAUUCGACCUCCGAUUCCUGACAUUCACUUGA
This is a messenger RNA of Colletotrichum lupini, 375 nucleotides long. RefSeq lists its product as uncharacterized. Lineage: Eukaryota; Fungi; Ascomycota; Sordariomycetes; Glomerellales; Glomerellaceae. The coding region runs from base 1 to 375 and encodes 124 amino acids. The transcript has a single exon. The record is from RefSeq and is a predicted model, not a curated record.